CCGCAGCUAAGUAUUUCAUAGAUGCCACGGAAGAAUCUACUAGACUCGGAAGGGAAAUGCAUGACAGUUCUAGAUGUAGAUGGGUUCUAUUUACCCGAUUUCAACUUUCCAAGUCAGGAAAGUGACGUACGGUCAAUAGCAGAUCAUUAUUUAGCCAGAGAUGAUGACGUAUUACUUUGUAAUUACCCAAAAUCUGGAACCCAUUGGGUGUGGGAAAUUAUCCAGAUUCUGUAUGCACAGAAGCCAGAAUUGAUAGAACACUCCAAAAUGAAAUGCAUGAUGGAAAGCCUGUCAAAAGAAGCGUUUGAUUCUUUACCGUCCCCUCGUAUACUGAAUACACAUGUUUACUUUUCCAUGCUUCCAAAAGAUUCUCUAAGACGGAAAUGUAAGAUAGUUUAUACCGUGAGAAAUCCCAAAGAUGUUGCUGUAUCAUAUUAUCACCAUCAUCGUGGAUUGUGUUUUUAUAACUAUGAUGGAUCUUGGGAUGGCUACUUAAACAGAUUUUUAGAGGGGAAUCUUGAUUAUAUGUCCUGGUUUGACACUAUACGUAGCUGGCACAGGGCCAUACAGGAACAUAAGGAUUAUCCUAUACAUGUUAUUCAUUACGAAGAUAUGCAACAGAAUGGCAUUGAAGAAAUAAGAAAGUUAGCAAACUUUCUAGAGAAACCAUAUGAUGAAAAGUUGUUAAAAGAUAUCCAAGACAAGUGUCAAUUUCAAGUGAUGCAAAAGGAUAAAUUUAGCAUUAAAAGUCAUUGGAAAGAAAACACUGCUGGUAUCUUUAGAGAGGGUAAAGUGGGUGGAUGGAAGAAGGUUUUUACAGUAGCACAGAAUGAAAAGUUCGAUAAAUUUUUUCAGGAAAAAAUGGCUGAUUUAAAUUUAGACAUUAAAUUCACAAUAUGAAUGAUAAAAUAAUACAUGUAAUUCAUCUAAUCGUAUUGAUUCAAAAUGUUUUAAAUAGCUUACAAAGACACAAUAUUUACUAGACAGAUUAUAAAAUUCUUAAAAUUCAUAUAGAAAAUAAACCUUAGAAUUAAAAAAUAGACAUUCUUGACACACUGAAAUCUGUCUUAAAUGUUAAACAGGUAAAAGGAAAUAGUCAACAAGAACAUGGAAUGUAAUUUAGAAGAUUUUUAUCUUAUACAAUGUAGAACUAGAACAGCAGGGUAUAAACCAAGCAUUUGCUUCAGUGUACACUUUUAAUACAUAUUGUUAGACUUUAUGAAACAUUAUAAAAAGUAAAUAGAACUAUUUGAACAUGCAUGACAAAUAGCAAA
This is a messenger RNA of Mytilus californianus (California mussel), 1274 nucleotides long. Its product is annotated as sulfotransferase 1C4-like. The transcript is spliced from 6 exons. The record is from RefSeq and is a predicted model, not a curated record. Gene Ontology annotation, biological process: sulfation. Bases 22 to 900 code for a protein of 292 amino acids. Gene Ontology annotation, cellular component: cytoplasm. Lineage: Eukaryota; Metazoa; Mollusca; Bivalvia; Mytilida; Mytilidae. Gene Ontology annotation, molecular function: sulfotransferase activity.